AUGAAGUUCUCCACUGCUAUUUUCGCCUGCUUGGCAGGUGCCAUGCUCACCAGUGCUAUGCCUGUUGACAAAGCCGUACGUGAAGCUGCAGACAGUGACGAUCAGGUUGCCUAUACCUGGGCUUUACCCGAAUCUCGCAAGCGUGAGGAUAGUGAUGACAAAGUUGCCUACACCUGGGCUCUACCGGAAUCUCGCAAGCGUGAAGACAGUGAUGACAAGGUCGCUUACACCUGGGCUCUACCGGAAUCGCGCAAGCUUUAG
Penicillium pulvis is the source of this 261-nucleotide messenger RNA. RefSeq lists its product as uncharacterized. The coding region runs from base 1 to 261 and encodes 86 amino acids. The transcript is spliced from 2 exons. The record is from RefSeq and is a predicted model, not a curated record. NCBI's taxonomy places the organism in Eukaryota, Fungi, Ascomycota, Eurotiomycetes, Eurotiales, Aspergillaceae.